AUGGCUGUGUCCCAAGGAAGCGUGUCGUCCUUUGACUGUGUGGGCCUGUUUGCCAGCAUGGAGAGUGUGGCCCGAAUCCUGUUCACCAUGCUGGUAUUUGGACCAGCCUGCGGGUUUAUCCUGGGCUCUUUCUGUACCAAGAUCUAUGUGGAUGCGGUCUUCAUUGACACAAGUAACCUGGACAUCACGCCGGACGACCCCCGCUGGAUCGGAGCCUGGUGGGGCGGCUUUCUGCUCUGCGGUGCCUUACUCUUCUUCUCCUCCCUCUUGAUGUUCGGGUUCCCACAGUCCCUGCCCCCGCACUCAGACCCUGCCCUGGAGAGUGAGCAGGCCAUGCUCCCCGAAAGAGAAUACGAGAGGCCCAAGCCCAGCAACGGGGUUCUGAGGCACCCCCUGGAGCCGGACAGCAGCGCCUCCUGCUUCCAACAGCUGAGAGUGAUCCCGAAGGUCACCAAGCACCUGCUCUCUAACCCCGUGUUCACGUGCAUCAUCCUGGCUGCCUGCAUGGAGAUUGCAGUGGUGGCCGGCUUCGCUGCCUUCUUGGGGAAGUACCUGGAGCAGCAGUUUAACCUCACCACCUCUUCUGCCAACCAGCUACUCGGAAUGACUGCGAUUCCAUGCGCCUGCCUGGGAAUCUUCCUGGGCGGUCUCCUGGUGAAGAAGCUCAGCCUGUCUGCGCUCGGCGCCAUUCGGAUGGCCAUGCUCGUGAACCUGGUGUCCACGGCUUGCUACGUCUCCUUCCUCUUCCUGGGCUGUGACACGGGUCCUGUGGCUGGAGUUACUGUUCCCUAUGGAAACAACUCGGCGCCCGGCUCAGCCCUGGACCCCUACUCGCCCUGCAAUAAGAACUGUGAAUGCCAGACCGACUCCUUCACCCCAGUGUGCGGAGCCGAUGGGAUCACCUACCUGUCUGCCUGCUUUGCUGGCUGCAACAGCACGAAUCUCACCGGCUGCGUGUGUCUAACCACCGUCCCAGCUGAGAAUGCCACUGUGGUGCCCGGGAAAUGCCCCAGCCCUGGGUGCCAGGAGGCCUUCCUCACCUUCCUCUGCGUGAUGUGCGUCUGCAGCAUGAUAGGCGCGAUGGCCCAGACCCCCUCCGUCAUCAUCCUCAUCAGGACAGUCAGCCCGGAACUCAAAUCUUACGCCCUGGGAGUUCUGUUUCUUCUCCUUCGCCUGCUGGGCUUCAUCCCCCCACCCCUCAUCUUCGGGGCCGGCAUCGACUCCACCUGUUUGUUUUGGAGCACGUUCUGCGGGGAGCAGGGGGCCUGCGCGCUCUACGACAACGUGGUCUACCGCUACCUGUACGUCAGCAUCGCCAUUGCCCUCAAGUCCUUUGCCUUCAUCCUCUACACCACCACUUGGCAGUGCCUGCGGAAAAACUAUAAACGAUACAUCAAAACCCACGAAGGCGGGCUGAGCACCAGCACAGAGUACCAAGACAUUGAGACUGAGAAAACCUGCCCCGAGUCACACUCACCUUCAGAAGACUCCUUUGUGAGAAGCUGAGGGCCUGGCCCCUCUUCCUGCAGAGAACAGUCUGCCACCGCCCAAGAACCUGACUUAGCGUGCUCUACCCUGCCCAAGAGCCCAAGGGUCUCCCGUGUGGAUUAUCCUGCCAGUUGGGCGGUCCUCUGAGGUCCAAGCCCAAGCCUGUGAUGAGGACUUGCCAGGUGGUUUGUGGUCAGGUGUCCUCCAGACCGCCGUCAGAGUAGGUUUUUUCCUGGGAUGCUUAACAGCAAUGUUGGCCUGAUGUGCAAAUUCCCCCUGGUCCAUCCCUCCUGUGGCUCCCAUGGGGCGGCUUGCUGACAUGCUUUAGAUAACCGCUCUCUGGAAUGCUUCUCUGACCCAGGUUUCCAACAGCGCUUCCGAAAUCAGCCUAGGUUGGAUUUUAAUAGGAAGGGAUAAAAGCCUCCCUUUCCACACUGAACAGAGGUGGGCUGGAGGGGGCAAGGGAGGAAGACAAAAAGCACAUACUCAAUAGAUUUUGAGUGUGGUAUUCUGUAUUUUUGCAGCUUAUAUUUUCCAGAUGAGCAGUUUAGAAAUAUGUAAUAUAAAGUACAUCCUGUAUGUUUGCUGAAAAUUAUAUUAAAGGCAUUAUUUUAAUUCUU
This is a messenger RNA of Echinops telfairi (small Madagascar hedgehog), 2108 nucleotides long. It is a transcript of the gene SLCO3A1, whose product is annotated as solute carrier organic anion transporter family member 3A1. Gene Ontology annotation, molecular function: protein binding. The record is from RefSeq and is a predicted model, not a curated record. The coding region runs from base 1 to 1506 and encodes 501 amino acids. The transcript has 10 exons. Gene Ontology annotation, biological process: sodium-independent organic anion transport; transmembrane transport; prostaglandin transport. NCBI's taxonomy places the organism in Eukaryota, Metazoa, Chordata, Mammalia, Afrosoricida, Tenrecidae. Gene Ontology annotation, cellular component: membrane.